AUGAGAGUUCCCCCAGACCCAAUAAUUUCUGUGUAUAUCUUGAUUGGGUUAGUGGAGUAUGAUUUUUAUCUGCCCUUCCUUCCUUUCCCUCAACUUGCAGUGUGCCUCUCCAUUUGUGCUAAGAACCAUAGAGCAGGGAUCAAAAGGAGACCAAUCUCGAUGGAAACCUCUGGUCCAUUUUUAUGGAUUGCCAGUGCCAACCCAGGAAGGAACAUCCUGGCAUAUGUGAGGAGGAGAAGGCAACCAGUUUUCGAAAUACUGUCACAACUUCAGAGGCAACAGAUUGUCUCCUUCUCUGCUUUGUGGGGCUAUUUGCGUCUGCCAUGUUCUUUAUCCAUUGAUCUCCCCGCACCCAGCCACUUGCCCAGGAUGUAA
This is a messenger RNA of Podarcis lilfordi (Lilford's wall lizard), 375 nucleotides long. NCBI's taxonomy places the organism in Eukaryota, Metazoa, Chordata, Lepidosauria, Squamata, Lacertidae. The record is from the annotation of a GenBank genome assembly.